Chelonoidis abingdonii (Abingdon island giant tortoise) is the source of this 5075-nucleotide messenger RNA. RefSeq names its product protein phosphatase 1 regulatory subunit 18 (gene PPP1R18). The record is from RefSeq and is a predicted model, not a curated record. Lineage: Eukaryota; Metazoa; Chordata; Testudines; Testudinidae. Gene Ontology annotation, molecular function: phosphatase binding.
GGAGCCGCAUGGGGCCGUGAGAAGCCGCCGCUGAGAGCCGGGAAAUUCCCCCGGACGCCUGGGUCCCUCCGAGGUGUCGCUCUCCCCCUCCCCCACACAUAUUGUGAUCCUUGCCGAAUGCCGGGGUCCCACUGAUCCCCCCGCCCUCCCAAUCAGCCGCUGACAAUAGGAGCCUGCGAGCUCCUUGCCCGGACGCCUGGGUCCUACCGAGAUUUCUAACCCCCGCACCCCCCCCCCAUCCGCCGCUGACAAUAGGAGCCUGAGAUCUCUUUGCCCGGACGCCUGGGUCCCUACAACGCUGGAUCGCCGCUGACAAAAGGCGGUUUGGAACCUUCCCCUCCUCCCACGCCUCGCCCGGACGCCUGGGUUCUGAGGAGGCGCCCGCAGAGAAUUCGGACCCUCCCGCACCGAAAGGAGCCGCCUUUUCGCCGCCCGGACGCCUGGGUUCCGCUACUUUCCUCCAGGAGCAGGGGCGGGAAAGAGCAGGGAGCCCCCCCAGAUUCCUCUGCCGGCUCCGCUAUCCCUCCUUCUCUGCCUCUCCCGCCUCCCCCAGCUCUCUCUCCAUCCCUCCUUUCUCCCACUUCCUCAUUCCUUCUUUCCUCAUCCCCCUCUUCCAUUCUUUUGCUGUCCUUCCUUCCCGCUAGUCCUCCUUCCCGGACUCUCUAUCCCUCCCUUCCUCCUGGUAAACCAUUCCUCCAUUUCUGCCCCUUUCUCUUGCUCCUCCUCCUCCUCUUAAACUCUCUGUCCUUCCCUGACACCCUCUCUAUCCUUCCCUUUCAUUCUCUUAAACUCUCCCUCCAUUCCCCCUCUUCUGCCAUCCCUCCUUCCCUGACACACACUCUAUCUCUCCCUUUCAUCCUCUUAAACUCUCCCUCCAUUCCCCCUCUUCCUCCAUCCCCGACAUUUUCUUUAUCCCUCCCUUUCAUCCUCUCAAACUAUCCUCCAUAACUCCUUCCCUGCCUCCCUUUCCCCCCGUCCCCACUUCCCUCCCUGCCCUCCACAGCCCCGGGGUGAGGAUGGCGUCAGCUCCAUUGCCAGCCCUGCCAGAGUGGAAGCUGCAGCUGCUGGAGAGGAAACGGAAGGAAGAGGAAGAGGCACGGCGCAGAGAGCGGGAGCAGCAGGACCGCAUGGCCAAGAUGCCAGCCUGGAAGCGGGAGAUCAUCGAACGCCGCCGGGCCAAACAGGGCUCUGGUGCCUCCUUCUCGGACACGGAGGGCAGUGGCAGCGGAGCAGGGCCCCCCUCGGCUGUGGCGGGGCCGCCCGGCCCCGGAAUGGGCCAGGAGGAGAGCACCGUGCUGCAGGAGAAGAUUGGCCCGGUGCACCAGAACCCCUUCAUCCAGCUGGAGAAGAGGCGCAAGGAGACGGCGGCGCCGGAGGCCGAGCCAGCUGGCGCCAAGGCCAAGCAGUUGAUGGAGCUGUACAGCCAGCGCCCUGGGGUGAGGACCCUACGAGCCGACAAUGUCAUCAUCAUUGAGUCAGUGCCGGGAGCGGCACUGCCGAGGGCCGAAUGGCAGGGGGAGGCCAAAUCCGGCAGUGUGGAAUCCCUGAACGAGCUUCUGGCUCGGCGCGGUGGGAGCGUGACCGAGAUCCGGGCCGGCGAAGUCUUCAUUGUCAAAUCGGCCCUCAGCCGCAGCGUGGAAGACCUCAACUCCUUCGGCCAAAGCCACGGCGAGGCUGAUUGCCAGCAGGGGCUCCCGGAGCAACGCCGUGGGCGUGUCAGCAAGCUGUUAAGCCGCUUCGGCCAGGAGGACCCAGCCCCCCGCCCACUCAGGUCCCUCAGCACUGAGAACCUUGCCGAUGGCUCCUAUGAACGCCCCCUGGCAACAAGGAAACCGCCCGGCUCGGCCCAGCACCAUAGUGGCACACCCAGCCCUCCCCAUGACCUGCCAGGCCUGGCCCCCUCACCACCUCCCUUCACCGUGGCUUCCUACCGCAGCCAGUUCGAAGCCAGGUCUGAGGCCUGGCCAGAGAGCCCUCCACGGCGCUCACCCACCGGCAAAGCAUGGGGCAAGGAGGCUGCCUCACCAGAGCGGGGAGCCAGGCGUGAUGGCGGCAGCCCUGGCACAGUGGUGCCGGGUCCUCAGGGCAGGGAGGCCAAUUCACCGGAUAGGGGAGCCUGGCACUGUGGAAGCACAUUGGCCUUGGUGCCAGGGCCUCAAGGCACGGAGGCCACCUCGCCAGAUAGGGGAACUAGGGGUGAUGGCAGUGCCAUGGCAGCAGGACCACGAGGCAGAGAAGCCGCCUCACCGGAGAGGGGAGCCAGGCCUGGUGGCGGUGCAUUGGCGUUGGGGCCAGGCCUACAAGCCAGAGAAGCCACCUCACUGGAGAGGCGUGACAGUGGUGGCAGUGGCUCGGGUGCGGUAAUACCAGGCCCACUGGGCAGAGACGUCACCUCUCUGGACAGGGGUGGCAGGGGGGACAAUGGAGACGCCUCAGCCUCAGGCCUGCCCAUCGACACCAUAUUGGAUGCCGAGGCCCAGGCCAAAGCUGUGGCCAGCCUGCGUCUCCAUUCGCGCAACUCCUUCGUGGUGGUGCCACGCCGGGCGGCCGCCUCCCCUCCCCCAGACCCCGGCGAGGUUUGGCAGGAAACCAGCACUUCUCCUCCAAAGGCUGCCUCUGCUCCGGCCUCCACUUCCUCCUCCUCCUCCCCCAGCCGUGAGCAGCUUCCCCUCCCGGCCAGCACCGAGGAGCCGGCCGAGGGGGAGGCCAUGAGGCGCGGGGGCCGGGGGCCCCGGGAGCUGGGGGGCCCCUCCGCCCUACCCCACCCGGCCGUGCAGCGCCGGAGCGGCAACACCAUCACCAUCAAUCCCCGCAAGGCGCCGGUGCCUGCUGUGGAGAACGGCGUGGAGAGCGAGGGGGGUCCCGCGGCGCUCGAGAAGGCGGCCAGCACCCCACCGAAGAAGCGCUACCCCACGGCAGAGGAGAUCCAGGUGAUCGGGGGCUACCUGUCGCUGGCGAAAUCCUGCCUGGCCAAGAAUGACCCCCAUCGCAAAAAGUUGAAGAUCUGGUUCAGCGAGAGCCAGCUGGAGCGCACCUUCCAGUACCCAUCCGAAGGGUCCCUGCUGGAGGAGUUUGGGCCCCCCGAGGAGUUGGACAUGCCGGCCUGUGCCAACCCCCAUGGGGAGGACGAAGAGGAAGAGGAGGAGCUGCUGCUUCUCCAUCGCGACCUGCCGGGUGUGCUCAGGACCAAAUCCCUCAUCGUGGAUGAAUCCUGCAGGCGGUAACCCCGCAGAACCCCUCUCCCUUAUGGCAGGGGGACGGGGCAGGUCCAGAAGAUGCCCUGCCAUGACUGGGUCCCGACCGGCCCCUUCUCUUUCGUCUUCCAGUAAAAUCUCAGCAAGAACAAGGACUGGAGGGAGGUCGGCUCCAGGCCCCCUGGCUGUGACUAGGCCAGAGCAGCUAUCAUCCCAUUUGACUGCUCCCCUAAGGUCCAGCAGGGGGGAUGAGACCAACAGAAAAACAGCAUCCAGAGAGCCUUCAGGAACAAACCCACUGCAGCCAGCAGGGGGCACUCUGCACCACCUGGACUGUGCUGGGAGAGCCCAUUCCCACUGCAGCCAGCAGGGGAUGCUCUGCACCGCCUGGACUGUGCUGGGAGAGCCCAUUCCCACUGCAGCCAGCAGGGGAUGCUCUGCACCACCUAGACUGUGCUGGGAGAGCCCAUUUCCACUGGGGGCUCUCUGCAUCAUGUUGACUUUGCUGGGAGAGCCCAUUCUCAAUGCAGCCAGCGGGGGGGACUCUCUGAACCCUGUGGACUGUGCUUGGAGAGCCCAUUCUCACUGCAGCCAGCAGGGGGCACUCUGCACCACCUGGACUGUGCUGGGAGAGCCCAUUGCCACUGCAGCCAGCAGAGGAUGCUUUAAACCCCAUGGACUUUAUUGCCACCGAGAGGUCACCUGGCCUACCUUCAGCCAAAGUUUAAAGAUCACAUCCCCUCCUGAAAAUGGGUAUGCGGGGGGGGGGGGGGCGGUGGCAAAGAAAACCGACCCCCCACUAUACACACAUGCAUUUUUUGUAACUAUUGAAUCCUUUUUCUAGAGGGCAUCAUCCAGAAGGGAGAACUUUUGUCUCCCAGUUUUUACUUCCUAAUAAUGCUGCUGGGGUGGUCAGAGUUAAGGGGAUUGUAGUUUAGGAGGGGGAGGGGUGGGGUUUAUUUGGGAGGGGAGGGUUCACUUUGUUACUUGAUAGGGUCCAAUUGUAAUUGCAGAGGAGCAGAUCACUAUCGGAGGGCGAGGCAAUCUGUGACUGGGGUGGAGCCAGUUGAGAUUGAGACGGAGCCAGUCAGCAUUUAGAGAGUGGGGCAAAUUGCUACUUUGCAUGGGGAGGAUCAUUUGCAAGUGUUCUGGAGCUAGUUACAGAUGGGGCCAUUUUUAUGUACUUCAGGCAGGACUAGUUGUGUUUGGGGGAGUGGGGCAGUAUGUGGUUUAGGGGUGGGAGGUGGAGCCAACCAGGAAUUGGGGAGGGACCAGCUGUGACUGGAGGUCAGGGGGAGGAGGUGACUGAAGCAGAGGGCGGGCCAAUGGUGUGACUUCCUGUUUUAGCCAUCCCACUUCCUGUGUAAGUGGAGCAAUUUCACCACCUUUCAUGGGUGGGGGAGGGGGUUGUGUCAUUCAGAGCCUCUGAUGGGCAGGAGUGAGAACGGAGGGACAGUGGAAUUGGAUGUGUGGGGACAAGAAUGAGGAUAGAGAGAAUGAGGAAUGGGAUGAGUGGGGAGGGACGGAUGGAUGAAUGAGCCCCUCCUCUGUGAGUUUAGUUCGUUCUUGGUAUUAUUAAUUCAUUUUCCUUUGCACGGGGGGGAGCAGCUGCAUCCUCGCCCGGGAACGAGGAUGUGAGUGAAUGAACAAAUGCAGCAGGCUCCUCCCCCCGCCCAGGGAGCAGGGGUAGAUGUGUGGUCACAAGGGAGUGGGGCUAAACGAGGCAUCAGCCCCUCCCAUUUAACUCCCACCCUGCUCUGAGCAGGAGGCACUGAUGCUGCAUCUGAGUGCUGGCAGGGGGAGGGGGCUGCAUCCGGCCAGUUCCAAUAGUGUUUUUUUACAUAUAUUAUAAUAAUAAAACAGAAAGAUGUUGCACGUGAA